Cyprinodon variegatus (sheepshead minnow) is the source of this 1723-nucleotide messenger RNA. RefSeq names its product protein-glutamine gamma-glutamyltransferase 5-like. The record is from RefSeq and is a predicted model, not a curated record. NCBI's taxonomy places the organism in Eukaryota, Metazoa, Chordata, Actinopteri, Cyprinodontiformes, Cyprinodontidae. Gene Ontology annotation, molecular function: protein-glutamine gamma-glutamyltransferase activity. The transcript has 9 exons. The coding region runs from base 73 to 1437 and encodes 454 amino acids. Gene Ontology annotation, biological process: peptide cross-linking.
GCUGCAGAAGGUGUUCACUCUGGAUUGCAGAGCUUACUGAUCCUUAGAGAGCUGCUGCUGCAGAAAAACAACAUGAUCUCCGCGUGUCAUAGCAGCAAUGAAAUCAGGAAAGUGGACCUCCACUGCCAGACCAAUAAUGCCGCCCAUAAGACCAAUGAAAUCAGUACAAAGCAGCUGAUUGUGAGACGAGGACAGCCGUUUCUCAUGACACUUGAGAUGGCCUACGCUUUCCAGCCAUCAGAAAAGGUUCAACUCACAGUGGAAACAGGUCGUUUUGCAUCAGAAAGCCAAGGGACCAAGUGUACGUUUAGUAACCAGGCUCCCAUGUGCGUUGCUGGCAGUAAAGCAGUGUGGAGCUGCAAAGUGGAUGACAGGUCCAACCUGCAGAGGGGCAUACUGAGCCUUUUGGUAACCCCACCCGUUGAUGCUCCAGUGGGGAAGUAUUCCUUGCUGGCAGAAAUAGAGAAUAGGAAAGCCGUAAAGGAAAGCCUGGUGGUGCUGUUCAACCCUUGGUGCCGGGAUGAUUGGGUGCACCUGCCUGAUGAAAAGGAACGGCAGGAAUAUGUGAUGAAUGAACAAGGACUCAUCUACAAGGGGACGGCACACCAAAUCCAACCAAUGAUCUGGGAGUUUGGACAAGUGAGCUUUAAACAUGAAUGGAUUCAGUUGACUCAGGGUUUCUUUUCCCCAACAGGCAGUACAAUGGAGAGAGUGGUCUACGAUCAUGCCAUUAGAGAGAUGAACUUAAAACCCGACAGUAAUGUGCAGCAAAACAGCUGCAAAGUCAUUGAUUCAAAAGUGGAGAUGACCUUACAAGAGGAAACCAGUUACAUAACUGGACAGGAUAUCAAACUGAAUCUGGUUCUGAGCAACAGAGAUAACAGGAAUAAGACAAUGGUGAUCAAUGUUAACGCUCAAGCCAUGAGCUACUUUGGAAAUCCUUUAAAGAACGUCCUGCAUGCUCGGCACGAUAAAACACUGCUGCCUGGACAAGUCGUGAACGUCCCCAUCCUGAUUCCGUACUCCGCCUACAGUGCGUACUCUGCCAUCCUUGACAGCGUGAAGGUGUCUGUCCUGGCCAGAGACAACAAUGGGGACAUCUAUGAGGCAGAGACUGACCUCGCUCUGGAAGACCCACCCCUCUCUAUUAAGGUUUUGGGUGAAACUCGUGUGAACUGUCCUCUGACCAUUCUGGUGGAGUUUCAAAACCCGCUGAAGGAGACGCUGAGGUGCUGUUCUCUGACUGUCGUUGGCUGUGGCCUCUUCGGAUCGCAACACCUAGAGAGUAACUUGGGAGAUGUGGAACCUAAUUCAUCUUUGACGGUCCAGAUCCAGACGGUCCCCUACAAGGCUGGCUUAAAGACGGUGGUGGCCGACUUUGACUGCAGCGCCUUCAGAGACCUAAAGGGAAGCGUCAACGUCUACAUCAAACCAUGAGUCCAUGACUGCUGCGCCCUUCGUUUGGAGUCUCUGAUUCACAAUAUAGUCUGCGUUGUUAAACUUUGGGAGCUUUUGGAUAAAAAAAAAAAUAUAUCUAAAAAUAUUCACUAAUUGAAUUAUGAUUUUAUGAGGAAUUUCUACAAAUUAAGACACCUAUUUUAACAUUUAUUAAUCUCACAUGGGAGAAAUUUACCUCUGCAUUUAACCCAUCCGCUUAGGGAGCAGUGGGCUGCCAUUGUGCGGCGCCCAGAGAGCAAUCAGGACCCACUCCCCGAUGGCGACU